AACAAAUAGUCUUGAUGUUUCAAUUUCACAUUGCAUGUAAAGUAAACAUCACUUCACUUUUUUACUAAGCUAAAUGUACAUCAGAAAUCUUAAAUUUUUCAUUAAAUCAACUUCACUGAGUUGAUGAAGUGACUCAUCACCUUUCCUGCCUGCUCUUUACAACUCCUCAAUUAUAGAGAUCCAGUCUGAAAGCAAACAGCUUCUACUGUGAAAACCUAAACCAGUAAAAAGAAAACAAAAGCAAACCCAGAAUAGUUAUGGUUUUCUUUAAUUGGGAAUGAGGAAAAAUAAUUAUAAUGCUGAUUUUAUGUGCUGACAAGGUAUGAUCAUAUGGAGGUAGAUAUCUAUAGUUAUUAUGCCCAAUCAGAACUUUGAUUUUAUACUACAAUAUCAGUGUCUUCUACCUUCUUUCUGAGUUAAUUGCAUUUCUUUACUCUCACCCUUUAUAGCAAGCUGCUCCCUACUAAGUUUACUCAAUGCAGCAUGAACCAGUUUAUGACUUAUCUCCUGAAGCUGUCAUUUGAGUGUCUGAUGAAUAAACCCAAAAUAGGAAGAUUUAUAUCCCCACCAUUCUGUGGAAACAACUUAAUCGAGAAUGGAGAGCAGUGUGACUGUGGAGCUGAAAAGGAAUGCACCAAUCCUUGCUGUGAUGCCUCCACAUGUAAAUUGAAAGCAGGAGCUGUAUGUGCAGAUGGGGAAUGCUGCGAGAAAUGUCAGUUUAAGAAAGCGGGAAGCAUGUGCCAACAUAGCUUUCAUGAGUGUGACCUUCCAGACACAUGUGAUGGGAAAUCCAAUCGUUGUCUCGAUUUGUUCAAAAAAGAUGGCACCUCUUGUAUGGAUGGCCAAGGGUAUUGUCUACAUGGAAAGUGUCCAACAAUGGAAAACCAGUGCAUUGACCUGUGGGGUUCAGAUGCUCUUGUAGGUGCUGAUUACUGCUUUGACUACAACUUAGAUGGCACAUUCUAUGGAUACUGUACCAAGUCAGGGGACAUAUAUCUAAAAUGCUCUUCUCCGUGA
Rana temporaria (common frog) is the source of this 1017-nucleotide messenger RNA. Its product is annotated as zinc metalloproteinase-disintegrin-like bothrojarin-4. The record is from RefSeq and is a predicted model, not a curated record. Gene Ontology annotation, molecular function: endopeptidase activity; metallopeptidase activity. Lineage: Eukaryota; Metazoa; Chordata; Amphibia; Anura; Ranidae. The transcript has 4 exons. The coding region runs from base 484 to 1017 and encodes 177 amino acids. Gene Ontology annotation, cellular component: plasma membrane.